Molecule: messenger RNA, 3688 nt
Organism: Oncorhynchus tshawytscha (Chinook salmon)
Lineage: Eukaryota; Metazoa; Chordata; Actinopteri; Salmoniformes; Salmonidae
Product: paired box protein Pax-6-like
Exons: 14
Coding region: 388-1791 (467 amino acids)
Biological process (GO): regulation of transcription by RNA polymerase II; anatomical structure development
Molecular function (GO): DNA-binding transcription factor activity, RNA polymerase II-specific; RNA polymerase II cis-regulatory region sequence-specific DNA binding
Source: RefSeq, a predicted model, not a curated record
UGCGUGCGUGUGUGUGUGUAUGUUAGAGAGGUAGAAGUGAAUUUGCAUGUGCAGAGUUAUUAGUAGGUUUGAAAAGCUAGCACUGGCUCUGCCCCGUUUCCCGCUCUGCACCGCGGAGUGGGAGGAAGUGUUUCGCUGGAAGAUGAUGACAGAGGUCAGGCACUGCUAAUCGGCACUGAAGAGGAGUGGAGGCGAGGCACAGACCAGGAACACAUACAUUAAUACACUUGUACCAUCACCAAUCAGCAUAGGGAUUUCCCUCUCUAUUCAAGAUCACUUGGAACAUAUAUACAAGACAAACUCUUCGCAGGGGCUAUACAGCACUGUGGCUCCGUCUCAUUUGUGCUCAGACUUAUCAACUAAGGCUUUGGCUGCAGUGUACACAGGAUGCCUCAAAAAGAAUACUAUAACCGGGCCACGUGGGAAUCUGGCGUCGCGUCCAUGAUGCAAAACAAGGUGUAUGACUAUAACGAAGGUCACAGCGGAGUGAAUCAGCUUGGCGGAGUGUUCGUCAACGGCAGACCCCUGCCCGACACCACCAGACAGAAAAUAGUCGAGCUUGCUCACAGUGGCGCGCGGCCGUGCGAUAUAUCCAGGAUUCUGCAGACCCAUGGUGAUGCAAAAGUUCAAGUGCUGGACAAUGAAAACGUGUCAAACGGCUGUGUGAGUAAGAUUCUGGGCAGAUACUAUGAAACCGGCUCCAUCAGACCAAGGGCGAUCGGGGGUAGCAAACCAAGAGUAGCAACUCCCGAGGUGGUCGGAAAAAUUGCAGUAUACAAGAGGGAGUGCCCGUCAAUCUUCGCGUGGGAAAUUCGUGACAGACUGCUAUCCGAGGGGGUCUGCACAAACGAUAAUAUACCCAGUGUAAGUUCAUUGAGUGUGUCGUCGAUAAACAGAGUACUGCGCAACCUGGCUAGCGAGAAGCAACAGAUGGGCGCAGAUGGCAUGUAUGAGAAGUUGAGAAUGCUGAACGGUCAGACUGGGACGUGGGGGACCCGCCCGGGCUGGUACCCCGGAACCUCAGUGCCAGGACAGCCCAACCCAGAUGGUUGUCCACAGUCAGACGGUGGAGGUGAGAACACUAAUUCAAUAAGUUCGAAUGGAGAAGACUCGGAUGAGACCCAAAUGAGACUUCAGCUCAAAAGAAAAUUGCAAAGGAACCGCACUUCGUUCACUCAAGAACAGAUAGAAGCGCUUGAGAAAGAGUUUGAAAGAACUCACUAUCCAGAUGUUUUCGCAAGAGAAAGACUUGCUGCAAAAAUUGACCUCCCAGAGGCCAGAAUACAGGUGUGGUUUUCAAAUAGAAGGGCAAAGUGGAGGAGGGAGGAGAAACUACGGAAUCAAAGACGACAAGCCAGUAACUCUUCCAGUCACAUCCCUAUCAGCAGCAGUUUCAGCACCAGUGUCUACCAGCCCAUCCCACAGACCACAGCACCAGGUUGGAUGUCGUUCUCAUCAGGAUCCAUGUUGGGAAGACCAGACACAGCCCUUACAAACACAUAUAGUGCCCUGCCACCUAUGCCAAGCUUCACCAUGGCCAACAACCUGCCUAUGCAAGCCCCUGUGUCCAGCCAGACCUCCUACUCCUGCAUGCUGCCCACCAGUCCCUCAGUCAAUGGACGGAGCUACGACACGUACACCCCUCCUCAUAUGCAGGCACAUAUGAACAGCCAAUCAAUGGCUGGUUCAGGAGGCAACUCAACAGGUCUCAUCUCUCCUGGAGUAUCUGUUCCUGUUCAAGUCCCAGGCAGUGAAGCAGACAUGUCCCAGUACUGGCCCAGGCUACAGUAGAGACUUUCAACGUGUGACUCCUUGGAUAUUGUCUGUCCGGCAGUAUUUUAUUACAGACCUGAGAAAAUACUCUAAAAGAGACUAUUUUGUACUGGGAUUGGGCCAUUCUCUAUCAUUCUUUGGCCACAAAGACUUGAAGAAGAAAAAAAGAGAAAGGACUUCUGUAAAGUGCCCGGUGUAACAUCGUAAAUGGGGGGAAAAAACUAGCUGUUUUCAGUUUCCAACUUAUGUCAUUUUUGGUGUAUUUGUAUAUGGCCAGUUGUAUGUCAUGAUGAAAAAAUAACAACGUGGAUGGACAGUGAAACUGAGUUGGUCCUUGCUUCUGCUGAAAAGAAGAUCAUUUGUGAAAAAUUUUCUUCCAUGAAUAAUUUUUAUUAAUGUAUAUCAAGAAGCUCUCCCAGUCUGUGUACAGAAUGUGGACUCUGGUGAAACAAGUUUGUAUCAUUCCAGGUACCAGUUGGGUAUGAGACACCUGUUUCUCUAUUCUUUUCUUUUCAAAAGCUUGCUGGCAGAAACAUUGUAAAUGGAAAGCAUUAACCGCUAUAAUGGAGUUUUGGUAGCUAAAAAACGGUAGAUUGUGUCUUCGAUAUAAUUCAGUUUGUUAUGUCGAAAUGUAAGUAUUUGUCUUCCCUAGCAGUCUCCCAGAACAAUUUCUAUAAUAAAGUUAAUUUCAUUUAUAUUUCUCAGAAUAUUCUAUAUGUUUUACACAUUUUAAUUUCAUUUUAUUAAAUCGGGUACAAGUUAUAUGUUAUAGUUGUACUUAAGUGUUUUACUUGACUUUGUGCUACUAGAAUACUCUCACUGCAACAAUGCAUAGAAAUGCAAGGCCUGCCAGAGUCUAAAGCCUUUUGAGGUUUGCAUCUAUACAUAUCCAAAUGAACCAUUGUUGAUUGUACAAACUGACCAAAGCCUUUGUAAAUAAUUUAUUACACAACCUCAAUUUCCUUUUGUAGUCUUCUGUUGCCAAUUUUGUAAAGAUUUUGGUAACUUCUAGAUAGGUACAGAGUUUUAAAUGUUAGUCUAUCAGUUGGUCUUUCACUUAUGAGCAACAAUCUUUCCUUACAGUUGAUGACCUGAGCUCAUUUCUCUCUCUCAGUUCCAUGCUAGCCUAGACUAUUGUAUGGAUGGGGAGUCAAAUUCAAUUGUAUUUAAAAUAUUUCCGUAUACAUUUAUUUAAGCAUUCUUGUAUUUUGUCAAAAUAUAAAAGUAAUUUUGUACAGUAUGAUAGUGUCUAAGUGGGAGCUUUAUGUUGCUAACUAAUUCUAUCAAAACAACAUGCUAUUGAUGAUGGUAAUGAGUGUAUGUUGCUGCAACAUUCAGGACCUAUAACAUUGGUAAACAAAACGUUGUCAUAAGAUCAUCAUACAGCCAUAAUUAUUUCAUGCAAGUAGACAUCAUUCAUCUCAUAUGAGGGCAAAAUACGUUUAUCUUACAUGAAGACUAUAGGAAGACUGUAGUAUUAUUACCUAUAUACAACAAGAACCUUCUGAAAAUGUAGCUGUUAUAGUUUGGAAAAUAUUUUAUAUUACCCAAAGGUCAACAGUACUUGGAUAACUAGUGGGCCCUAUGAAUGCUAAAUUGUGAACAAUCACACUCCAAUGCUAAACCACCAAGAGUAGGAUAUACAGCACAAACAGGUCUGGGUUCAGGCUAGCGAUUGUCCUGCUCUUCCUACACGUUUGUGGUUAUUUCAGUCCAAACAAGCCACAUGUAGUAACGAAACCUGAGUAAGAUAUCCACGUUGGCAAAUGUUUAGAGAAAGAAACCAUUUAGAGGGAGAGAGCCCAUGUCACAAUGCCUGCUACACUGUGCAUAGAGCUUUACAUUGUCUAUUUUAAAGACAAUUAUGCUCCCAUGCCUUCAUAUGUACAUUACAAUUAUAUGUUUCCAAGCUUGA